This is a messenger RNA of Carassius auratus (goldfish), 2904 nucleotides long. Its product is annotated as protein GPR107-like. The record is from RefSeq and is a predicted model, not a curated record. Lineage: Eukaryota; Metazoa; Chordata; Actinopteri; Cypriniformes; Cyprinidae. Gene Ontology annotation, cellular component: membrane; clathrin-coated vesicle; Golgi apparatus. Gene Ontology annotation, biological process: clathrin-dependent endocytosis. The transcript is spliced from 18 exons. Bases 39 to 1685 code for a protein of 548 amino acids. Gene Ontology annotation, molecular function: clathrin heavy chain binding.
CAUGUGAACCGGAAAUAAUAGUACAAGCGGUUUUAAAAAUGGCGACCGGGGACAGGAGUGUGUUUACACUUGUUAAUGCGAUCAUAACGGCUCUAAUCAUAGAAAGUCAAUGUCGACUCCAUCAUCUCAUACUUAAGGAUGACAUCCGUCAGCGGGUCCAUCUGAACACUUUCGGCUUUUAUAAAGAUGGUUACAUGAGUAUGAGCAUGAACAGCCUCAGCUUCACUAAUGACAGGAUGGACAACAUCGACAGCUCCACGAUUGGUUUUAGCCUAGAUCGUGUGAGCAAUAAUGGCUUCUCCUCAUAUCUGGACGAGGGUCUUGACUAUUGUCCUCUGAAAAAGGAUCCAAGUAGUAAUUUUGCAGGGGUGCUUCUCUUGCUGGACUUCAAAAAUAACUUAGUGAGGAAGAAGACUUCAGCAGAGGCUGGCGUGUUUCCUAACAUCAUACCUGUGGUCCCCAAAAACACUGUGGAGGAACUGCAAGCUGAAAAGGGGCAAGAUCUCCUAGAGAAGGGACCAGAUGAUGAAUCUCAGUCUAAGACGGGUUCUAAAUCCAAGCGAGAUGUUGAGUCCCUCCAGAGCAAGGCAGAAGACAUCUAUCCUCUUCAGAACGAAGGCAAAAUCUACUCAUUUCAGUUUUACUUCAAUGUCACAACAGAUGAGCUUCAAGGCCUUUAUAACUUUUAUUUCUACAACUGCUACUCCAUGCCAGUAAACCAGGACAGCUCAAUGUCAGACAUGCUGCCUUUCAGCAUUGAUAUCAACAUCGAGGAGAAGAAUCCAGACAGCUUUCUCUCAGCCGGAGAGAUUCCUUUACCUAAGCUUUACAUCUGCAUGUCCAUGUUCUUCUUCCUCAUCGGCACGCUGUGGAUUCAUGUUUUGCGUACCCAUAGUUCUGAUGUUUACAAGAUUCAUUGGCUGAUGGCUGCUCUUCCAUUCACAAAGUCACUUUCCCUUAUUUUCCAUGCAAUUGAUUACUACUACAUUUCCAAUCAGGGCUUUCCUAUUGAAGGCUGGGCUGUGGUCUAUUACAUUACUCACUUGCUGAAGGGGGCGCUGUUGUUCAUCACUAUAGCAUUAAUAGGAACUGGUUGGGCCUUUGUCAAGCAUAUCCUCUCAGAUAAAGACAAAAAGAUCUUCAUGAUCGUCAUUCCCCUGCAGGUUCUGGCCAAUGUGGCAUACAUCAUUAUUGAGUCCACCGAGGAGGGCUCCAGCGAGUAUGGUCUGUGGAUGGAGGUCCUGUUUCUGGUAGAUCUGCUGUGCUGCGGGGCUAUUCUCUUCCCAGUUGUCUGGUCCAUAAGACAUUUACAAGAGGCAUCAGCAACAGAUGGGAAAGCUGCUAUCAAUCUGGCUCAACUGAAACUUUUUAGGCACUACUAUGUGAUGAUUGUGUGCUAUAUUUAUUUCACCCGCAUCAUUGCCAGUCUCAUCAAGGUCAUUGUUCCUUUCCAAUGGAAGUGGCUCUACCAGCUGUUGCAUGAGCUGGCCACUCUGACCUUCUUCUUCCUAACCGGACACAAGUUCCGGCCGGCCUCCUACAACCCCUACCUACUGUUGUCUGUGGAGGAUGAAGACGUGGAGAUGGACGAUGUGGUAACUACCUCAACAGCCAUUGGAGAGGGUGUUAAGAAAGUGAAGAAACUGUCAAACGGACAGUCAGAGGAGAGAGAGAGCAUUGCAUGAUUAAAAAAUAAAAAUCAACUGUUCUCUGCCGGUUCUGUGUGCUUCUGGACUUUGUGGCCAGCUACUGACAUGGGGAAUAUUCUUGAAGAAGAGCUUAAUAGCUUUAUGUGCAGAACUCCCAGUGGACAUUCUCUCAUGAUCACAGGUGAAGACACCGCAUUCCAUAUCCAUAUAUAGUUCUAUCUCUGUAUGUUCCACAGACAGUAUGGAGAAUUCACAUUCCUUCACUCCAUGAUUCCUUUUGCCACUGUAAUUGAUGUGCUUGGUGCCGUGCUUUUUCAUUUAACCUUGAUUGUGUGAGUUUUAUUUAUUUAUUAAUUUAUAUUAUUUAUGACCUUCAUAUGCAUUUUCUUGAACUUAGACACUCUGUGGCACUUUAACAGGUACACGCUAGUCAAGAGAAAGCCUAUGUGCGGUCACUGUGAUGUGUAGAAAACUGCUGUGCCAGUGACGUCUCUUUCAGCUAUUAUUUAAGUGAUUAUUUCCUGCUCUCGGACUUAAUUUUUUUUAUGUAAAUGCAGGCCCUUAAAACGUACAUAACCCAGAUUAAUGUUACAAAAAUAUAAAGUGUACAGUUCUCAAGCUCAGUCAGAUUUGAUGACCGCUGCUUUGUAUUUUAUCAGUAUUUGUGGGUUGUUAAAUAUGGAUGAUGAUAGACUUUAUUUUGAUGUUUAAUAUCUUGGAGCUAGCUUUAUGAAAUUGUGUUUCAGUAUUAAAUUGUGCAAAGCUUUCAAUACUAUUUGUCUUUUAUAUUUUAUUAGAAGUGUGUAUAUGUCAUGUGCAAUCACAUGUUGAUAAAGAAUCAAUCCGAAAUCAACCCUGAAAUUGUCAUCCGCGUUUUUAAGCAUUUUGUGUAAAUCAGGAUUUUGUUUUUCAACAUACAGCAUGGAAUACACAGAAGAGGACUGGUAUUACAUUAGGAUAACAUUUUCCGUACUUCAUAUUUAUAAGUGAUUGUAACAAACACUGUAAUGCUAAAGCAGUAUCUUAUCAUGCUUGGACACUGUAAACAUUUGAUAGCACUAAAGCAAACGGCUCGCUUAUAAUUUAUUCACAAAGUCUCGAGUGCUGUGCUGACUUCUGCUCAAGUGCUAUUAAGAGCAUCUGAUGUUGACAAAAUGUCAAGGGGAACCAAUGAAGAGUUUUGUCUGCUGAGGAUAGGAGAAUUGCAAAUGCUAAUUCUAUUUCCCUUGUGUCUGCUUGGAAAAUAAAAAAAAAA